AUGGCUGAAAGUGGGAAGAGCGCGAGCAAGGAGCCCGAGGUUGAGGAGGAGGAGGAGGCCGAAGUGGAAGGCGAAGGAGGCAACAACGAGGCGGGGGAUGGAAAGAAGAAGAAGAAGAAAAAGGGCGUCAAAAAAGAGGGCGGCUACCCGAGCGCAGAGGCAAACGACGGCGAGGAGCCGGAGCCGUCCACCGACUCCCAGACCCAGCUCUUGCAGAUGCUCCGGAAGCGGGGUCCUUGUGAGGAGUCACGUCGCCAUUCGGCGCGCGAACAUGCGUUCUGGGAUACCCAGCCUGUUCCGUCCAUGAGUGCCGAGUACGACCAGGAUACUGGACCACUCGAUGUCGUGAAGACCCCGGAUGAUGUGCGUGCAGAUCCUUAUCCUCUACCGGCCCAGUUUGAGUGGUGCACAUGUGAUGUGGAUUCGGACACGGAGAUCCUAGAGGUGUACACGCUUUUGACGGAGAACUACGUCGAAGACGACGACAGCAUGUUUCGCUUUGACUACUCCACGGAGUUUUUGCGAUGGGCGCUGAAGCCACCAGAGUACUUGAGGAAUUGGCACUUGGGCGUUCGUGUCAAAGGUGGUGGCAAGCUUGUUGGCUUCAUUACCGGGAUCCCCGCGAACAUCCAGGUCUUCGACAAAGUGGUCCAGAUGGCUGAAAUCAACUUCCUGUGCGUUCACAAGAAGUUGCGCUCCAAAAGAUUGGCUCCCGUCCUCAUCAAGGAGAUCACUCGCCGCGUGAAUCGUGAGAACGUGUGGCAAGCUGUUUACACAGCCGGGGUGGUCUUGCCCAGACCUGUCAGCGAGUGCCGAUACCACCACCGUUCCUUGAACCCGAAGAAGCUCAUCGAGGUAGGAUUCUCUCACCUCGGUGCUCGCAUGACGAUGGCCCGCACCAUCAAGCUGUACAAGGUGCCGGAAAGUCCCCAGCUCUCCGGCAUGCGGGAGAUGAAGAAGGAGGACGUGCCGCGGGUCCAUGGCCUGGUCUCCAACUACCUGAAGAAGUUCCAGCUGCAUCCCGAGCUUUCGCCUGCGGAGGUGGAACACUGGAUGCUGCCGCGGCUGGGUGUGGUCUACUGCUAUGUCCGUGAGAACGAGAAGGGCGAAGUCACGGACGUCUGCUCCUUCUACAACUUGCCAUCGUCCAUCCUAGGCCACGAGAAGCAUACCGUCCUCAAGGCGGCCUACUCCUACUGGAACGUGGCGACGACGGUCCCCUUGCAGGAUUUGAUGUACGAUGCCCUGAUUCUGGCAAAGCAACAGGACUUCGACGUGUUCAAUGCGCUGGACGUCAUGGAGAACGAAAGCUUUCUCAAGGAGCUCAAAUUCGGCAUCGGGGAUGGCUACCUGCAGUACUACCUCUACAACUGGAAGUGCCCAAAGAUAGACCCGGGCAACAUGGGCUUGGUCCUGCUAUAG
Symbiodinium natans is the source of this 1422-nucleotide messenger RNA. The record is from the annotation of a GenBank genome assembly. Lineage: Eukaryota; Dinophyceae; Suessiales; Symbiodiniaceae.